UUGUCGCAGGUGCUCAAGUUGCGACUUCGUCAUUUACUGCGGCAGUUAACCCGCUAGUCUCCACAACACUAGCUUCGUUUUGAAAGCUGUGUGUCAGUUGGCCAAUUAUAUGUUGGCGUUUGGUAAACAACUACAUUCGUUUUUCUGACUACCGUCCACGUGGGUACCCCAUACGUAGCUGAAGUCAGCUGAAGAAAGCCGUGUGUCCCAUUCAUUUGCUAGCGGCUAACUAGCAAGCCGGUGUGAAUGAAUGAAUGAAGGAAAGAGAAGAGUACGCUGUCUCUACUGAGUCUCACAACUACUUAUGUUGUAUUCAAACGACUCGCAUACAUCCCGCUGUUUAAUUAAGAUGAGUCAUUAUGCUUAGUAAUUCAUUCAUUUUUAUUACAAGCCUGAUAUGAUAAGAAAGCUACGGCCUGCUAACAUUCGCAGAUGACCUAUUUCGUUCACUAAAUACUGGAUUCUAACGCGUCAUUUCGUAGAAUAGCUUCUUAACAGGUAUUAUAUGAACAAAGUACACACAUAAGUGUAUCUAUAGUGUAUAUAUGAGGAUAAAGCGGUAGAUAAUGGAUGGAUGGACUUUAUUGACUCCAACUGGGGAUUAUUUUGGGUUACAGCUGGAGCUGCGCAAUAUUGGACUUACUGCCAAAUCCGAUAUGUCGAUACAUUGGAUCAUGGAUAGUUUUUAUCUACUGUUUCAUAUAUGCAUUUUAACUUGCACAAAAAUUCAAAAUCCUUCUACACUUAUAAAAAUUAAAACAAUACAAUACCAUUUUAUUGUUUACUGUUACCGUUUUCCAGACAAACUCCUUUGAUUCAUUUGAAUAAUCAAAGGAAUUGAAGACUGUACAUUUCCAUUAAUCCUACAAAGACAAAAACUGCCUAAAUGACUAUAAGAACAAUAUGAUUUUUGAAGAACGUUAUGAGACCCAACCAGAUUUUCCUGUUGUCAGUAGAGAUGGCUGAGAAUGAUGUUGACAAUGAGCUUCUGGACUACGAGGAGGAUGAUGAGCCCCAGGGAGCACCAGAGAGUGGGACCCCAGCAAAUAAGAAGGAUGUGAAAGGGUCCUAUGUAUCUAUCCACAGCUCUGGCUUCAGAGAUUUUCUCCUCAAACCAGAGCUGCUUCGAGCCAUUGUCGACUGUGGUUUUGAGCAUCCCUCUGAAGUUCAACAUGAGUGUAUUCCUCAAGCCAUUUUGGGAAUGGACAUCCUGUGUCAAGCCAAGUCUGGUAUGGGGAAGACGGCAGUGUUUGUUCUGGCCACACUGCAGCAGAUAGAACCUGUGGAUGGUCAGGUGUCUGUCCUUGUGAUGUGCCAUACACGAGAGUUGGCCUUCCAGAUCAGCAAGGAGUACGAACGCUUCUCAAAGUACAUGCCCACUGUCAAGGUGUCCGUGUUCUUCGGUGGCCUGGCUAUUAAAAAUGAUGAGGAUGUCCUGAAGAAGAACUGUCCUCACAUCGUCGUGGGAACACCAGGGCGUACCCUAGCCCUCAUCCGCAACAAGACCCUCAGUGUGAAGAACAUAAAACACUUUGUGCUUGAUGAGUGUGAUAAGAUGCUGGAGCAGCUGGAUAUGAGGCGCGACGUCCAGGAAAUUUUCAGGCUGACACCUCACGAGAAGCAAGUUAUGAUGUUCAGUGCAACUCUCAGCAAGGAGAUUCGCCCCGUCUGCCGCAAAUUCAUGCAGGAUCCAAUGGAAGUUUUUGUAGAUGAUGAGACCAAGCUGACACUUCACGGCUUACAGCAGUAUUAUUGCAAGCUGAGAGACAGCGAGAAGAACCGAAAGCUGUUUGACCUACUUGAUGUGCUCGAGUUCAACCAGGUGGUGAUCUUUGUAAAGUCUGUGCAUCGCUGUGUGGCUCUGUCACAGCUGCUGGUGGAGCAGAAUUUCCCUGCUAUUGCCAUCCACAGGGGAAUGUCACAGGAGGCAAGGUUAUCCCGGUAUCAGCAGUUUAAAGACUUCCAGCGAAGGAUCUUGGUUGCAACUAACCUGUUUGGCCGAGGCAUGGACAUCGAGCGAGUCAACAUCGUCUUUAACUAUGACAUGCCAGAGGACUCUGACACUUACCUACACAGGGUGGCUCGUGCUGGCAGGUUUGGGACCAAAGGUCUGGCCAUCACCUUUGUGUCAGAUGAGACUGAUGCUAAGACACUGAAUGAGGUCCAAGACCGUUUUGAGGUCAAUGUUGCAGAGCUCCCGGAGGAGAUUGAUAUUUCUUCUUACAUUGAACAGUCGAGAUGAGUCUGACCGAUGAAGAAUGGAGACAAAAAAAAAUUAAGCUCAAUAUUUUAUUUCAACGUUCCCCUCCCUCCAUAUUUGUUUGCGAGGAUAAAUCAUUUAUUUUUCACGUUUUUGCAGGCGCUUGUUUUAGUGUUUUUUGUGUGUUAAAAAUCAUGGAUAUUGUUUUGUUAAGAAAAAUAAAUUUUUAUACCUCAUGUGAUGCUAUUAAUUUUGCACAUUUAAGUAUGUCAGAUGUUGCAUUAAACUGACACAAAUGGUAUCGUAAAUGGCAUACUUUGUUCUUUUGACUGGAGGUAAUUCUUUUUCACCACCAGAGGGUGCUCUCAGUUUCUAAAUGGAAUCAUAGCUUAUGAUUUUGAACUUGGCUGUGUGGUUGGAUAAUUUCAAACUAGUAAAAGUUGAUGUUGCUCAAGGGAAAUUUACAUGACUGUAUUAUUUAAUACAGCAAGAAGACUAACUUAGCUAACUUUGUAAGGAUACUUUAUAUUAAAAGUGUUCUAACAUAAGGAAGAUGUAAAGGCUUAAAGGUGGGGAAUCGAGUGGACGUUCAGUAUAUGCAGCCUAUAGGAAUGGAAAAUGGUUAAAAUAAAACCUCAUGAAAUGUGAGUUCAGCUGCGACUUAUCAUAUGGGUUGGGUGGACUGAGAAAAACUUGAAACAGCUACACUGUGUCUUCAUGUGACCGUUGUAUAAACUUGGAUCACAAUAAUACAGAAGGCAGCAUUAUCCCCCAAAACGUUCGGGUAACACUUCUAAUCUGCAUUAAAAGCACAUAGAACCCAGAUGUUUUUGAGAAGUGUUGAUACUGGUCCAGUCACAGCUGCUCUUAUUUAAUUGUUCAUUACAGGGAAAGUUGUACUUGAAACAUGAACUGUUGCAGUGUAUGUUAAUAUUUGUAACAUGCUGAUUCUGAAUUAAAAAAAAGUUAUGUAAAAAGCGGCCUUUGUCCACAUUUUGCGUCAUACUGUCUACAUGCUUGUCCUUGAGAAGUUGCUACUAUCAUCUCAGCGUGUGAACGUAUUAGUCCUUGUACACUGCUCUCCAAGUCAAAUUUUCGUGCUAAACAGUGUGAUUUUGCUCUGUUAAUGUUUCUCUUCUCAGAAUAAUCUUUUGAGUGUUUCCAAAAAAAAAAAAAAAAAAAAUACUCCAACACCUGAACCAGCUCUCGGUCCAAUGAGAAGGGUCCAGGUGUGCUUCAGGGCUCUAGUUUAGGUCCCACGUCUGUUCCACUCUGGUCACACUUUUUAUAUUAAAGGUUGCCACUUCCACACAGUCUUUGUAUUCAGGCAGGUGCCUGUGGUCUUCACUCACUUGGAGCCAGAUUU
This is a messenger RNA of Solea senegalensis (Senegalese sole), 3566 nucleotides long. Its product is annotated as ATP-dependent RNA helicase DDX39A-like. The coding region runs from base 923 to 2242 and encodes 439 amino acids. Gene Ontology annotation, biological process: mRNA splicing, via spliceosome; mRNA export from nucleus. The record is from RefSeq and is a predicted model, not a curated record. The transcript is spliced from 9 exons. Lineage: Eukaryota; Metazoa; Chordata; Actinopteri; Pleuronectiformes; Soleidae. Gene Ontology annotation, molecular function: RNA binding; ATP binding; RNA helicase activity.